AUCCAUGAGCAGGGAAGCGAAUGAAUGCUUUCAUUAUUUAGACUGAUUUUCAAACACUCUCCUGGAACAGCACUGCUCCUACACUGGAAGAUGAACACUGAGAUGAGGACACUCAGACUCAGACUUGUUCUAGUGGGAUUUGCGUUUUGUUGUGUCUCAUCUAAAGAUGUUUAUGUGUAUCAGAACAUUGUUGAAUGCGAGUAUGGCAAAGUGGAUUUGUCUGAUAUGGUCUACAUAAUAAAGCUGGUCUUCAACCAGAAGCUCAUGUGCAGUUAUGACUCGAGGCUGGGGAAAUAUGUUGGUUAUGAUGAAUAUGGAAUCAAGAACGCUGAUCAUUACAACAGUCAGGGCUGGAAGAUGAAACAGCGGAAGGAGGAGCUGGAGACACUGUGCAGAGCUGACGCAAGAUUCUAUGUCAACAGCACAAGGAGAAGGGUGCCGCCCGUUGUUACCGUACGUCCCACUAAGAAGGCUCAUUACGGUCAGCUGACCACCCUGGUGUGCCAUGUAUACAAUUUUUACCCACAGGCCAUUAAUAUCACCUGGCUAUUGGACGGAUCGGAGGUCACUGGCGACGUGAUCUCCACUGAAUUCAUGGAUAAUGGUGACUGGAGGUACCAGAUGCAUUCACACCUGGAUCUGGUGCUGCACAGAGGAGUCAGUGUGAGCUGCCGAGUGGAGCACAGCGGCCUGGAGAAACCUCUCGUCGUUCAGUGGGACUCGACCUCCCUCGAUACCAGAAUUGCAAAAUUAGCUGUUGGUUGCUUUUGUUUCCUUCUCGGCCUUAUUGCGGCCUUUUCUGCUGCAUACAUCUAUUACAAACGCAAGCACAGAGGUUUCUCUUCCCUUCCCCUCAAUUGAGCGCCUUUUUCAUUGAAAUUAGUUUGUGAUGUUAAGGGUUGAACCAUUGAUGAAAAUCAACUCUGCUUUUACAUGGAUGUGUAAAUGUUUGAUUCCCU
Rhinichthys klamathensis goyatoka is the source of this 959-nucleotide messenger RNA. RefSeq names its product SLA class II histocompatibility antigen, DQ haplotype D beta chain-like. Bases 25 to 861 code for a protein of 278 amino acids. Gene Ontology annotation, cellular component: MHC class II protein complex; membrane. The record is from RefSeq and is a predicted model, not a curated record. The transcript is spliced from 5 exons. Gene Ontology annotation, molecular function: MHC class II protein complex binding. Gene Ontology annotation, biological process: positive regulation of T cell activation; peptide antigen assembly with MHC class II protein complex; immune response. Lineage: Eukaryota; Metazoa; Chordata; Actinopteri; Cypriniformes; Leuciscidae.